Messenger RNA from Misgurnus anguillicaudatus (oriental weatherfish), 1765 nucleotides. It is a transcript of the gene vipas39, whose product is annotated as VPS33B interacting protein, apical-basolateral polarity regulator, spe-39 homolog. Gene Ontology annotation, cellular component: cytoplasm. Gene Ontology annotation, biological process: intracellular protein transport; vacuolar transport. Lineage: Eukaryota; Metazoa; Chordata; Actinopteri; Cypriniformes; Cobitidae. The record is from RefSeq and is a predicted model, not a curated record.
UUUUGACGGCAUAUUCGGAAUCCGGAAGUAAAAACAAAUGUGACGUUUCUUGUGGAUCUUCACGAAGAUGACACGGGCCAAACCAGAGGAUGACGAGUACUGGACCAGAUCAAAAUUAAAAGCUUUCACGUUUGAUGAUGAAGACAAUAAGUUUUCACAGCUAAAAGAGUCCAAACAGGCUGUGAACAGCAUAUUUGAUGAUGAUGAGGAUGAUGACGAAGAUGAUUUUGAGAGAAUAAACUGGAGUGGAGAACCUGUGGGAAGCAUCUCUUGGUCAGUCAAAGAGACUGCAUCUAGUGGCCAUUCAGGCAGUGAACAGGGUUUCCCUAAAAUAGAUACAACCCCUUCACUGUCCAAAAGGGGAUCUGGGUACUCGCUGAGCUCUCUGUUUAAAGCAAAAAGUAAAUCUAGUGGUUUUCAGUCCUUCUCAGAGUCUUUUAGUGACACGUCUACAAGAACAUAUGCACCAGACCUGCGAAAGCCCAAGUCUGAUGCAAAGGAUUUUGUCAGUGACCUGAAUCCUGAGGAAACUGUGAGGAGAAUGAGGAAAGGACGGGGAUACUCGCUGGAAAAGUUUCGCUCUCUACAGGACAAACUUUUGCUUCUGGAUGAAGCAGUAGCUCUUUAUGAUGGCAAUGUCAUCACUGCUGUCUUGAUAUAUUUAAAAAAGUCCUUAAAUAAAGAAAUCCUCUGGAGAGAGUUAAUGUCAAGAGAUGUAGCGCUGCGUCACUAUCUUCACUAUUUAAAAGAGAUGGGAGAACAGAAGCUUCUAGUUGAGUUACUAAGGGCUCUUGGCAGGACAGAAGAUAUGGCUUUAAUGCACUACAAGGAACACUUAAAUAUUAAGGAUGAAGGCAAAAGAAAAGAUUUCCUCAAAAGUUGCAUCAGCCUUCCUUUCUCUCAAGAUGAUGCCACUCACGUUCAAGACCACUAUACACUCCUCGAGAGACAAAUCAUCAUAGAGGCAAGUGACAAGAACGCAGAUGGUGAAAUUUUUAAAAGGUUCCCUAGAAAAGCAUCUAUCUUAAAUAUGCCAAUCAUCACAACACUUUACUACUCCUGCUUCUACCAUUAUGGAGAGUCUGAGGGAACUUACAGCAGCCCAGCGAACAUUAGAAAAACGUUUAGGAUCUCAGAAAAGCAGUACAUACUAACAGCUUUGGGCGCAAGAGCGAAAUUAAAAUUAUGGUUUGAUGUGGACAGUUUGUUCAACACCAAAAACUGGCUUGGAUACACCAAGAAAAAAUCCCCCAUUGGCUUUCACAGAGUGGUGGACAUCCUACAGAAGAACAAUGCACCUAUAUCGGUCCUGCAGGAGUAUGUGAACCUCAUCGAUGAUACAGAGCUCAAGCUCAGUACGGCUCUGAAAUAUAAAUGCCAUGACAUCGUCAUCAAUACGUACAGGGACAUGAAGGACCGACAGCAGCUUGCUGCAUAUGGAGGAAAGCUGGAGCGAGACUCUCCUGAGUACAGGAAGAUGCAAGCAAUUCUCAAUAAUGGGCAAAUCAAAUGGAAAAACUGACAUGGACCACGACACAAAGCAGCAGUAUGCUUUUAUAAACAACUUUCAUAGACAAUAUUACACAAAACCAUAUUCAGCUGCUUACUAUGGAGCCUUAAUGUUAAGGCUUGACAACCAGGACUGAGAGACCUUCAACUUUUUCACUUCAACAUCUCCAAGGCAUCAACACCUAUAUAUCUUGCAAAUGUAUCAAGUGUGCUCAAAAUGAAUGUGAAUCUGGCAAGUGUCCUUUUGCCAAGUGUA